AUGUGGAAAAUACGUCACCUGCGUCAAGGGGAGGAGCUCUACAAACACAGCGACUGGGCAGAGAGAACUGUGCCCAAGGGAAACGUGGGUCUACCGAAGGGAGACUGUGCCGCGGAAAACACAUCACCGACACCUGUGGAGCACGUACCCCAGAGAAAGAGUGGUCUGUUCACCAGCUCCCGUGUUCCAGCAGUCAUCUCCAUCCAGCAGUCAUCUCCAUGGGGUAGCCCAUCUCAGGGGCGCUUAGGAGCCCUCUUGGGGGUCUUAGCGGCGGGUCCUGUGGGGGGCUCUACGCUAGGGACGAGAGCUUGGCUCAGGAUGGGAUGGAGCCGCUUGGACCUGUGUCACCGCAGGGGGACGUCUUCGGCAAACAGAUGGGUGUGCCAUCAGUGGACCCAUGCCAUCCAGAUUAUGUUCCAUCAAUUUUCAGCUCAUAAAAACACCAUUGAUGGUUCACAGAAGUUGGAGCGAUACCAGAGGAGACAGAGGAGACCAUCUGUGGUUGAGUCUAUGGAUUCACCUUCCUUAGAGGUCACCCAUGCUGACCCUGAAGAAGGAUACACUGCUGUGGAUAAUCAAGAGAUCAACCCUUAAGUAGACAAAUGGGAGGAAGAAGGGCAAUUUCCUGCCCAUAAGCUCUUCAAGAUCCUGGGUAAUGGCGGAUUUUUGGGAGUCAACAAGCCCGUCAGGUUUGGUGGUUUGGGGCUAGACUUCAGCUACAGUGUUGCUUAAGAACUGGGAAACAUCAACUGUGGAGGAAUUCCCAUGGCCAUUGGAGUUCAAAGUGACAUAGCUACACCUGCACUCGCAAGGUUUGGCUCUGCAGAACUCAAAAGAGAGUUUCUGCUGCCCACCAUAAUGGGAGACAAAGUGGCCUGCCUCGGGGUGAGUGAAGCAGAGGCUGGCUCUGAUGUUGCAACUAUCCAGGCUAAAGCUGUGUGCAAAGAAGAUGAAUAUGUAAUUGAUGGGGGAAAGAUGUGGACCACUAAUGGCACCCAAGCAGACUGGAUGUGCCUCCUGGAACACAAGAACAAAUCCCUAAUCUGUUUACCCAUGAAUCUACCUGGAGUUCAUAUUGCAUGCAAGAUAGAUAAAAUGGGGAUGCAUUCCUCAGAUGUAGCAGAGGUGUUUUUCGAUGAUGUGCGGAUGGCUUUUAAAAAUGUCAUAGGGCAGGAGGGAAUGGGCUUCAUGUACCAGAUGAUCCACUCUGGGGGGGUGGCCAAUAUCCUAACAAUGAUGGAGAAAGUUGUCCAAGAGUCCAUUAAUUACACCAGGCAGAGGAAGAUCUUCAAUCAGGCAAUUCUGUACCACCAGUCAGUUGACUUCAGGCUAGCCGAGCUAGAGACAGAGAUUGAGCUGUUGCGCUCCCUUUUGCAUCGCGCCACAGCUCUGUACAUUAAAGUAAAUGAUGUAACAAAGUUGGCAUCGAUGGCCAAGCUGAAGGCAGGAAGACUGGCUUGUGAGCUCGGCGACAGCUGCCUGCAGUACUGGGGUGGCAUGGGCUUUACCAGUGAUGUCGAAGUCAGCAGGUUCUACGGGUCAGAUUCUCUCGUUCACUAA
Molecule: messenger RNA, 1560 nt
Organism: Xyrauchen texanus (razorback sucker)
Lineage: Eukaryota; Metazoa; Chordata; Actinopteri; Cypriniformes; Catostomidae
Biological process (GO): fatty acid beta-oxidation using acyl-CoA dehydrogenase
Molecular function (GO): acyl-CoA dehydrogenase activity; flavin adenine dinucleotide binding
Source: RefSeq, a predicted model, not a curated record